Molecule: messenger RNA, 1116 nt
Organism: Aphis gossypii (cotton aphid)
Lineage: Eukaryota; Metazoa; Arthropoda; Insecta; Hemiptera; Aphididae
Product: motile sperm domain-containing protein 1-like
Exons: 4
Coding region: 190-810 (206 amino acids)
Cellular component (GO): cytoplasm
Source: RefSeq, a predicted model, not a curated record
CAAAUGUUUGUAGUUUUGUAUAUUCAGCAUUGUGCUUUGUAGGUACUAGGUAACAAUAAGAGUUGCGUAUGUAAUUAAUUUCAUUGAAAUUACAUCACAAACAGUUUAUUUAAGUAAGAACGUAAUACACACUUGUUUAACAAUCACGAUACAAUGACAAAUAUGAGAUGCCUAUUGUUAUAAAUAGUCAUGAUGACUGAAUGUAAAGUCCCUGUAUUUGUUAGUCCCCAAUCAUUAACUUUCAGUUUGGAGGACAAGUCAUCCCACAGGCAAAUAAUUACACUAUUUAAUCCAUACGACUUUCCUGUCAGAUUCAAAGUUUUUUGUACGUGCACUAAAAAAUAUACUGUAGUUGAACCAGAAGGUUCAAUAAGUGCUAGUUCUCGAGUGGAUAUAGUUGUCAGGCACAAUGCUCCAGCACCAGCAUUUUGCGAUAUCAGAGAUAAAUUCCGAAUACAAAUGCAAUAUUAUACAACCAAAAAAGUUAUUGGACACAAGGAUGUUGAAACAAUAUUAGUAAGGUCUUCCGAUAACUUUGAGCUACCAGCUGAAAAUUUUAAGCAAUUACUCAGAAGUGAUAUAUCUAAUGAUAACUAUGAUAAUGAAUCAGAAAUAAGACAACAUUUCAAUACAAAUACUACAGGGCCAAAUUUUACAACUUUAUUAAUGGCUGGUGUAUGUAUUUGUGGAUUACUUUUACCAUCAUCUGAAGAUUCAGACAUUUUGAAUUUUCGUAUUUCUUUCCAUUUAAAAUUAGCAUUGGCCUUUGUUUUGGGUAUGACGACAAUAACAAUAUUACAACAUCAAUAAUGCACAGGGAUAUUGUUACUUAAGAAUGUGCUUGAUAACAAUUAUUUGAAACUUUUGUGCCCAAUAUGUAUGUUUCCAUCAUUAGUUAUUAGAUAUUAAUUUAUUUUGAAAUAUUAACCUAAGCUAUUUGAUAGAUUAUUCUAAUAUGUUUUUGCUAUUUGAACUUCUUGAAAUAAUUUAUUAUUGAUUAUACUAUUAUAGUUUCAAGAUCUAUAUCAUGUUUCAAAAAUUAUUAUUUAUUAUCAACCUUUUAAUGCCAUACAAUUUGCACUAAUUGAUACAUAACUAUAUUAAGACUAUUAUACA